Messenger RNA from Dioscorea cayenensis subsp. rotundata (Guinea yam), 1260 nucleotides. RefSeq names its product actin-related protein 2/3 complex subunit 2B. Gene Ontology annotation, cellular component: Arp2/3 protein complex; actin cytoskeleton. The record is from RefSeq and is a predicted model, not a curated record. The transcript has 10 exons. Lineage: Eukaryota; Viridiplantae; Streptophyta; Magnoliopsida; Dioscoreales; Dioscoreaceae. The coding region runs from base 1 to 1125 and encodes 374 amino acids. Gene Ontology annotation, molecular function: structural constituent of cytoskeleton; actin filament binding. Gene Ontology annotation, biological process: actin filament polymerization; Arp2/3 complex-mediated actin nucleation.
AUGCCGAAAGAGGAAGAACUUAUGGCAUGCUUCAACAGAGCUUCGCCGGCAUUAGUUGAGAUCUUGAGCAGAUUGAUCAGUGUUGAAAGGCCAACAGAUGUUGAUCACUGCUUAUAUGAAUUUGGAUCGGUUAAAUAUCAUAUUCAGGCUUUAGCAUUAGAACCACAUAACAUAUACUUGUCAGUGUCGACACCACCGCUAUCUCCAGAAUUCCUCCUCUCGAAUGGUCUUCCAAAUUAUAUCUUGCAUGAUAUCAAGAACAUGUACUCUGAUGUUGUCGAACUAAUUAUACCACCAAAAGAAGGAUUUUUGCUGACAAUGAAGGUUGAUGUCACAAAGUUUCCAAAUAACAAAGAUGAUCAAAUGAAGGCGAUAACUGAAAUUUCUUCGAUACAAGCAGCCAUACUUUGUUUGCAAUUGAAAGAUAUGUUAUGGAAUCUUGGUUCUCAGGAUAAAACUAAUGCCAUUUGCAAGCCUAUUAAACUUGUUUAUCAUCCAAAAGAACCAUUCUUCGUCGUCAGAAUGACAGAGAAGAUUACUGCAAUAUUUCCGAUGAGAUUUAAGGAUAAUUCCGAUGUGGUUAUAGCAACUUCAUUCUUUCAGGAACUCAUGGAUGUCGGUUAUUCAUCAGCCUGUGCAAAGGUGCCGCGCUGUACUUGGUCGCCGAUUCCGCCUCAAGAACUCAGAGGAGAGUUAUUUCAUCAUUUAACGACUAAUGGCGGCUUUGUAUCUUUCGAUAUAUUUCCACAACAUGUUAAAGGUGCCAAAGUGGACAAGACAAUGUGGAUUUUACUGAACUUCUAUGCAUAUGUGAAGCACUAUGUUAAGUGUACUCGAGCAUUCAUCCAAAGAAAGAUGAGGCAGCGUCUAGAGAGCAUGGCCGAGGUGUUGCAAAAGGCGAGGAUUGGAGGAGGUGAAGAAGAUCAUAAGACACUUGGAAUUGCUUCUCGAAAAGGUUGUUCGUGUGUUAAGAAAGUUUUUCGACUCUCCAAAUCACAGAUCUUCAGGAAAAAAAUUCAGACUAUCAGAUGGAGGAUAAAAGUAAAAAGAUUGUAUCGAUUUCGCCAGAGAUGGUUCAAGAUUCUCAAGUUCAAUUCAUUUAGAAAGUACACCAAAUUGGAUUGAUAAUAUUUUCACUUUGUAUUCAUUAAAUAUAUAUACAUACAUACAUACGUACAUAUAUACAUAUAUAUAAAAAUAAACUCACCACUUCUUAUCAACCUUAGCAGAUAAAUAAACACCACAAAUUGAAUUUAUUUA